Messenger RNA from Eutrema salsugineum, 782 nucleotides. RefSeq lists its product as uncharacterized. The transcript is spliced from 3 exons. The coding region runs from base 55 to 621 and encodes 188 amino acids. NCBI's taxonomy places the organism in Eukaryota, Viridiplantae, Streptophyta, Magnoliopsida, Brassicales, Brassicaceae. The record is from RefSeq and is a predicted model, not a curated record.
ACUCACUUCGCCGUCUCUGCAAAAAUCUCUGUCUCUCUCUCUCUCGCCGGAGAUAUGGGAGAAGGGAAAGGCUCGACUCUCGUUUUCGUCCUCGUCGUCGCACUCUGUUUAAUCUCCUUCGGUUUCUCCAUCGCCGCCGAGCGCCGCCGGAGCAUCGGAAAAAAUAUCCAAGACCCAAUAACAAACGCAACGUACUGCGUUUAUAGCUCAGAUGUAGCAACUGGUUAUGGAGUUGGAGCUUUCCUUUUCCUCCUCUCGAGUGAAUCAUUGCUCAUGGGUGUCACCAAAUGUAUGUGCUUUGGUAGACCUUUAGCCCCUGGAAGUGACCGUGCUUGGUCUAUCAUCUAUUUCAUUUCUUCCUGGAUGACAUUUCUGGUAGCUGAAGCUUGCUUGAUCGCAGGAGCGACGAAGAACGCAUACCACACUAAAUACUUAAGCGCACAAACCUUCUCGUGUGAGUCAUUGCGCAAAGGGAUAUUCAUCGCAGGAGCAGUGUUUGUGGUUGCAACUAUGAUCCUCAAUGUCUACUACUACAUUUACUUUACCAAGUCUGUCUCUUCGCCGCCUGCUCACAAAGUAAACCGCUCUAGUUCAAAUAUCGGUAUGGCGGGCUAUGCAUAAAUGUGCAAAAAAAAAAUGAUGGUUAGUCAUUUGUAGAUGUAAGAAAGAAAAGAGGUUGUUGCAUUGUGACACUACUUGGUUACUACUUACUCUUAUUUGUUUUGCUGGUUAUAUAUAUGUCUACGAAUUUGAUGAAAAAUCCUCAUCCCACAAAUUUCAUU